AUGCAAAUUACCAUUUCAUCAGACGAAUCGUCCAAGGAAUCGCCUUCCCCUCGUCGUUUUGAGCUUGUCAACUCGGACUCGGAGGGAGAUGGCGCUUGCUCGUCGGAAGAUGAGCCCCUCUUCAAGUUCCCGGAUCGCGGUGUACCUGCUGCGCGCAUUUGGUCGACUGAAGACCACAAGCAUUGCUGCGAACCUCCGCCCUACUUCACCUCGAUUGUCCAAGGCGCGAUGCUCCUUGGCUGAGUUACACGUAAUGUGCCUGAAUGAGGUGCACAGCCCCAAUCUGCGUCGAGACGCACCGCCGAGCCCACCGUGAGGGCCGGCGACUUGGCGUAGUAGGUGAUCUUGUAGGACAAUGUGGUCGAUGGCUCCUGCCUCGUUUCUGCUCAUAGGGUGUGCGUCGUGACGCACCCUGACGUCGUCACCAUGCCUGACAUUGCCAUUCCCAACCUCGUGGUCACCUCGCAGUAGAUAACAGCCUUGC
Molecule: messenger RNA, 484 nt
Organism: Ectocarpus sp. CCAP 1310/34
Lineage: Eukaryota; Phaeophyceae; Ectocarpales; Ectocarpaceae
Source: the annotation of a GenBank genome assembly